ACCAUGAUCACAAAAAUGGAGGAUAAGCGGGGUCCCAUGCUGACAAAUAUCGUUUGGGAACCUCACAUUCUCUCCUUCAGCAUCCACAACAUAACUGUAACACAAGAUAUAGUAAUAAAAAAGAAGAAAAUAUCAAUAACAGGAAGAGAAAGCAAAAUUAAGCAGACAACCGAAAUAAUGGUUGCAGCAGCCGCAGCAACGGCAUCAUCUCAGCUACUGAUAUCAAGUUCACGCUCUUUGUCUCUGCUGUCACCUUUUCAGCUAUGUGUCUUCGACUCCAAAACUCUUGUGCCAUGCCCCACCAAUGGCCGUGGCAGUAACAGUAUCAAGAGAAGGCAUGUUAGCUGCAUGGCUGUGGGGACGGCAGCACAGGCAGAAACAAAGAGAAGUGGGUUUGAAAUUCAGACGUUAACAGGCUGGUUGUUGAAGCAGGAACAGGCGGGUACUAUUGAUGCUGAGCUCACUAUUGUCAUUUCCAGCAUUUCCAUGGCGUGUAAGCAGAUUGCUUCUUUGGUGCAAAGGGCUGGUAUUUCCAACUUGACUGGUGUUCAGGGUGCUGUCAACGUGCAAGGAGAGGAUCAGAAGAAGCUCGACGUCGUUUCUAAUGAGGUGUUCUCCAGCUGCUUGAGAUCAAGUGGAAGGACAGGGAUUAUAGCAUCAGAGGAAGAAGAUGUGCCUGUGGCAGUAGAAGAGAGUUACUCUGGAAACUAUAUUGUGGUAUUUGACCCACUUGAUGGAUCAUCCAACAUUGAUGCUGCUGUUUCCACAGGUUCCAUUUUUGGAAUAUACAGCCCCAAUGAUGAAUGCCUUGCAGAUGUUGAUGAAGAUGAUUCCACUCUUGGUACAAUAGAACAAAGAUGUGUUGUGAAUGUGUGUCAACCAGGGAGCAAUCUGCUAGCUGCUGGCUACUGCAUGUACUCGAGCUCUAUAAUCUUUGUCCUCACAUUAGGAAAUGGGGUGUUUGCAUUCACCUUGGAUCCCAUGUAUGGUGAAUUCGUGUUAACUCAAGAAAACGUUCAGAUCCCUAAAGCUGGGAAAAUAUAUGCAUUCAAUGAAGGAAAUUAUCAAUUGUGGGAUGAUAAGUUGAAGAAGUAUAUUGAUGACCUCAAAGACCCUGGUCCUAGUGGCAAACCUUAUUCUGCUAGAUACAUCGGAAGCUUGGUCGGAGACUUCCACCGGACACUGCUAUAUGGUGGAAUCUAUGGUUACCCUAGAGACAAAAAGAGCAAAAAUGGUAAGCUGAGGCUCCUGUAUGAGUGUGCACCAAUGAGCUUUAUUGUGGAACAAGCUGGUGGGAAAGGAUCUGAUGGACAUCAAAGAAUCCUUGAUAUCCAACCUGUUGAGAUCCAUCAACGUGUACCACUUUAUAUCGGAAGCCAGGAAGAGGUAGAGAAACUGGAGAAGUAUUUGGCUUGAGUAAGAUGCAAAAGCAGAGAGAGUGUUGUUUUUGUUUAUGGACAUAAAGGAAUACUUUAAGCUCCUAUUCAAAAUGAAGAAAGACUUGUCCUUAUUCCGUAAAUUUUAUGGAAUUCUAUUGUUGGCAUUGGCAGCAUGUUAGAAAGGGUCA
Messenger RNA from Hibiscus syriacus, 1567 nucleotides. RefSeq names its product fructose-1,6-bisphosphatase, chloroplastic-like. The transcript has 4 exons. The record is from RefSeq and is a predicted model, not a curated record. NCBI's taxonomy places the organism in Eukaryota, Viridiplantae, Streptophyta, Magnoliopsida, Malvales, Malvaceae. Gene Ontology annotation, molecular function: fructose 1,6-bisphosphate 1-phosphatase activity. Gene Ontology annotation, biological process: fructose metabolic process; fructose 6-phosphate metabolic process; fructose 1,6-bisphosphate metabolic process. The coding region runs from base 4 to 1416 and encodes 470 amino acids. Gene Ontology annotation, cellular component: cytoplasm; cytosol.